CAUGAGUGUGGGUUAGCAGCUUCAGAAUUGAAAAAGUGAUUUAAGUUCUUUCCUCUUGAAUUAGAAAGGAAAAAGAGAAAGGAAAAUUCAGUACUGGGUCUGUUGCCGGUUCCAUGGAGGCAGCAGUGGUGAGCGUGUCGCAUGGCGCCAUUGGCUUCGUGAUUGCGAAGCUUGGCGAUCUGCUCGCUGGCAAGUACAAGCUGCUGAAACAAGCCAAAGGCGAGAUAAUGUUCCUUAAAGCUGAGCUCGAGAGUAUGCGAGCAUUCCUGGAGAGGAUGUCGGAGGCGGAGGAGGAGCCCGACAAGCAAGCCAGGUGCUGGGCAAACGAGGUGCAUGAUCUGUCCUAUGACAUCGAGGACAGCGUCGAUGAGUUCAUGCUCCUGGUGGAAGGUGAGUCCAACGGCGAGCCCCAUGGGUUUAAGGGGUUCAUUCAUAGGAGCAUGAACUUGUUGACGACGAUGAACACUCGGCAAAAGGUCGCCAAGGAGUUCCAAGGCCUCAAGAGCCGUGUCAUGGAGGUGAGCGAGCGACGCAUGAGGUACAAGAUUGAUGAUGCUGUCUCAAAGCCAAACAAUACAACCAUAGACAUUCGCAUGCUGGCACUCUAUGCGGACACAUCGGGCCUUGUGGGUAUCGAUGGCCUGAGGGAUGAAUUAAUACACCUGAUGGUGGGUGAAGAGGGUGUUUCUGCACAACAGAGGAAGGUCCUCUCUAUAGUGGGAUUUGGAGGGCUUGGUAAGACUACACUUGCGAACCAGAUUUACCACAGGCUAAAGUGGCAGUACGAGUGCCAGGCAUUCGUUUCCGUGUCCCAGAAACCAAACAUACGAAUGAUUCUGAGAAGAAUGCUCUCUCAAGUUGGCUAUGUAGCGCUGGAGGGAACCAACAUGGAAAUAUGGGCAGAGGAUGAACUGAUCAGUGCACUCAGACAAUUCCUUAUGGAUAAGAGGUACUUGAUUGUAAUUGAUGACAUUUGGGAUGAAACUACAUGGAAUGUUAUUAGAUGUGCUCUUCCAAAAAAUUUGGACGGUAGCAUGAUAAUAACAACUACCCGAAUUAAUACUGUGGCUAGAGCUUGCUGCUGCAAUCAGCAUGACUAUGUUUAUAAGAUGAAGUCACUAAGCAACGAAGACUCAAGAAAGCUAUUUUUCAACAGAGUAUUUGGUUCAGAGGAAGCCUGCCCUCUGUAUUUGGAAGAAGUUUCAGCUCAGAUUUUAAAAAGAUGUGCUGGCUUGCCUCUUGCAAUUGUGACUAUAUCUAGCCUUUUGGCUAGUGAGCAAAACACAUUGAAGGAGAAUUGGGUGCAUAUAAAGAAUUCAUUGGGCCCCAAUUUCGAGGUGAAUCCAACAUUGGAAGGAAUGAGGCAAAUACUGAGCCUUAGUUACAUAAAUCUUCCUCAUUAUUUGAAGACAUGCAUGCUAUAUUUGGGUAUGUAUCCAGAGGACUAUAUAAUCUGGAAAAAUGAUUUGGUCAGGCAAUGGAUAGCCCAAGGUUUUGUAAGUAAAGUACAUGGGCAAUAUCCAGAGGCUAUUGCAGAGGGCUAUUUUAACGAGCUUGUUAACAGGGGCAUCAUUCAACCAGUUGAUACAGAUCAUAACAAUGAAGUGUUAUCUUGCAAAGUGCAUGAUAUGAUCCUCGACCUUAUUGUACACAAGUGCAGAGAUGAAAAUUUUAUAAUUGCGACACAUGACAUCCAAGCCAUGAUAGGUUUGUCUGGCAAGGUCCGCAGGCUCUCCCUCUAUCUGGAUGGUAUAAUAGAUGGCACCAUAUUGGAGACCGCCCAACUCUCACAAGUAAGAGCACUGGCGAGAUUCGGUACCUCUGCAUAUGCACCUCCUCUCUUGAAGUUCAACCAUCUUCGAGUUUUAACUCUUGAAUUUACAAGUGGAAACCAUGGGUCGGAGAUACCUGACCUCACUGGAAUAUCUCAUUUGUUUCAUCUGAGGUAUCUAAAAAUAAAAGCAGAUGGUGAAAUAGUGUUACCAAGGGAAAUUCGGGGGCUAGAGCAAUUGGAGACCUUGGAGUUAGGAGUAUGUCCUCUUGAAGUUCCGCAAGAUGUUAUUCAUUUGCGCCGAUUGCAGCACCUGAUCAUCCCUAGUGGGAUAAAUUUGCCCGAUGGGAUUGGCAACAUGAAAUCUGUAUGUACGCUGCAAGAGUUUGAUGUGGGCUUGAAUUCUAUAGACAACAUCAGAGGCCUUGGAGAACUGACCAAUUUGAGGAAUCUUCGAAUAUGUUACUACAUGGAUGAAUUGCAUGACAGGAAAACAACACAACGCUUGGAUGUUUUGAGAUGUUCCCUUGAAAAACUUUGCAACCUCAGAUAUCUGCACACGGAUUCUAAUAUCAACAGAAUAUAUGCGUUAAGCUCACAUGUUUCUCUUUGCCUUCUCCGGAGGCUUCACAUGUUGUGCAUGUUUCCAAUGGUUCCUAAGUGGAUUGGCGAGCUCCAUAACCUCACAGACCUUGAUCUUAGAUUUGAGGUGUUGGAAGAUGAUAUUGUAAUUCUUGCACAGUUGCAAUCUCUUAACCACCUCAAAUUGCACGUCGAAGGAACUUGUGAAGCUAAAGAGAAAGUAGUCAUCUGCGGAAUUGGAUUCCCUAUUCUCAAGCAUUUCAGGCUGUCCUGCAUCAGGAUAUCACAGCUGACUUUUGAGGCAGGGGCUAUGCCCAGUCUCGAAAAGCUUGAGGUAAGACUCAAUUUUCUCUACGGUGGUGCACCUAUGGGUAUCGAGUACCUAUUAGGCCUCAAGGAAAUCCUUGUAAUUGUUGGGGGAUAUGGUGCCGAGGGAUCCACUACAAGAGCUGCAGUGUCAGCGUUAAGGGAGGCCAUUGAUAUGCGCUCAAGUCGUCCUACAGCUGACAUUACGUGUGUUGACAAUUCAAUGUUCUUUGGACUCCUCUCAUUGUCCUCUGACGGCUUCAACUGGAGGAAGUUCGGCCAGAAAACUAUCCAUGACAGCAACUUCCGAAGAGAUUACUACCGCUGUGCACACUAUAGAUCGCAUAAAUGCCCAGUGAUCAAGCAUAUGCAGCGCACUGACGCUGACCCGCUGCUCUUUCAAGUCGUGUAUCGUCAUGAGCACACAUGUACUACACAGUCCAUUUUCCCGCUGCCACAACCUGGCAAUGAAGAAAUUGUUGACCGGUAAUUGCUCGGUCGGCUUCGCAGUUGCCAGUUGGGGAUUAAUCGUGUACCUAGCGACCCUCCGAGGCUAAAAAAGCUACUAAAAACUUGUAAACCAGUCAUUAUGUUGGUAGCAUAGUUUUGUAGUAUCUCGAGUGCCUCUCAUUUAAAUUCCAUUUGUCAUUUGCUUCCUUGCUUUUUUCUCUCCUUCACUUGGAUGUAAUAUGCACGUAAGUUUGUACUAGAUGCUGCUCUUGUUUACAAGUUCACCACCUGUACCUGGAACCUUAA
Molecule: messenger RNA, 3415 nt
Organism: Triticum dicoccoides
Lineage: Eukaryota; Viridiplantae; Streptophyta; Magnoliopsida; Poales; Poaceae
Product: disease resistance protein RGA5-like
Exons: 3
Coding region: 114-3149 (1011 amino acids)
Biological process (GO): regulation of DNA-templated transcription; defense response to other organism
Molecular function (GO): ADP binding; DNA-binding transcription factor activity; sequence-specific DNA binding
Source: RefSeq, a predicted model, not a curated record